Penaeus monodon (black tiger shrimp) is the source of this 1645-nucleotide messenger RNA. Its product is annotated as protein jim lovell-like. Gene Ontology annotation, biological process: regulation of transcription by RNA polymerase II. NCBI's taxonomy places the organism in Eukaryota, Metazoa, Arthropoda, Malacostraca, Decapoda, Penaeidae. Gene Ontology annotation, molecular function: protein binding. The transcript is spliced from 7 exons. Bases 131 to 1630 code for a protein of 499 amino acids. The record is from RefSeq and is a predicted model, not a curated record. Gene Ontology annotation, cellular component: nucleus.
AAGCUCAAAGAAAACAAGAGUUAUGACGUCACGGUUCCAGAGCCGAUCCCGACUCGGCCAAUCAGCGCGCAGCCAGUGACCACGAGUCGGUUGUCGCGUCGAGUCGGGUCCCUACGCCUCCUCCUUGACCAUGUCCGAUGAGGGUCUGUUAUCGUGGAGCAGGCCGCACACCCUGCUCUUCAUAGACCUGCUCAAACAGCAGCCCUGCCUGUGGAAGACCAAGAGCAAAGAGUACAAAAACCGGAUCCUGCGGAACGUGGCCCUGAGGAGCGUGUGCCUCGAGAUGACGAACAGGAUCAACUGCACCGUGACGCCCGACAUCAUCAUGAGGAAGAUCCACACGCUGAGGACACAGUUCCGGCGGCAGGUGAAGGCGGUGGAGGACUCGGCGAAGUCCGGGGCGGGCGCGCAGGACCUCACGCCCAGGCUGUGGUGCUUCGACAGACUGUCCUUCCUCAACGACGGCGACGACCUCGGGGGUCCGGCCGCGUCCCUGGGUGCUGCUGGGGACGCCUGUGGGAGUCAGAAGCCCAUGAGCAAGAAGAGAAGGAUAGAUAGUGACGAUUCAUCAGCAGCAAGCACCAGCAAGCAGGAUCAUGCACAGAAGAAUAUACCAUUGAUGCACAAGAGACCAGAGGCUUCUAGCACUCCUAUCUCUACUUGUAGUCGUUCACUUGAUGGCCAGCCAGUGCUAACACCAAAAACAAAAAACAGACUGACACCAGAGAGCCAACACAGCAAACACCAGACUCUAAUCCUAAAGGGCCUGCUAGAAGAUGUAACCUUUGCGGAUGUGACACUAACAGCUGAAGGAAAGUCAUUAAAGGCACACAAGGCAGUGUUGUCAGCCAUGAGUCCGUACUUCAAAAAAGUAUUGCAGAACAACCCCAGUCCACACCCUAUUAUCAUCAUGCCGCUCGACAUGCAGUUUGAGGAUCUCAAAGGAAUAAUAGAUUACAUUUAUAUGGGUGAGAUAGUAGUCCCAACUGAGAAUCUAUCCUCGCUCUUUAAAGCUGGUCGUGUUCUUCAGGUUUCCGGCUUAACAACAGUAGAUACUAUAGGUGUAAAGGCACCUAAUGCACCUUUAUUUGAUAAUGCGCAGUCAGUACAUAAGGAUACUAGUGGAACAACUUUAUCAAUGGAAACCAACCAGGGGUGUGAAGUAAGGCUUGAUACAAGCAGAAAAGAAGAUGCCAAUAGAAAAAGCAGAGGAUCAUCUGUGGAAACUGUGUCACAGUCAGAAAGGCAGAAACACAAAGAGGAAGGGGCAAACAGUACAAUGGAGGCUGUUGAACCGUUAGAUAAUAGAAACCAGAAGAGACCGGAAACUGUAGACUCAUCAGAGGCAGAAUCCUUUGAAAAGACUUCAGCUCAGCCACUACAGGCCAAAGGAAACUGUACAGCUAUAUCAGAUGAUGACAGUUCAAAGUGUAUGUUUAUGACUGAUGAAGAAACUAUGUCAAGUGACUUUGAUUAUAAAUAUUUUGAGGAACAAGAAGAGGAAUUAGAUCCACUUCAGAUUCAUAGUCAUGGAAGUGAUGAUUCUUUUCAUCAGUCUGCAAACAUAUCUAAUGGACAACAGUGUGACUCCAUAAACUUUGUGACGGUUAAAGAAGAACUCGAAGACUAAAACUAGAAAAAAAAU